Messenger RNA from Monopterus albus (swamp eel), 1064 nucleotides. Its product is annotated as nuclear factor of activated T-cells, cytoplasmic 3-like. NCBI's taxonomy places the organism in Eukaryota, Metazoa, Chordata, Actinopteri, Synbranchiformes, Synbranchidae. The annotation marks the transcript as partial. Gene Ontology annotation, molecular function: RNA polymerase II cis-regulatory region sequence-specific DNA binding; DNA-binding transcription factor activity, RNA polymerase II-specific; transcription factor binding. The record is from RefSeq and is a predicted model, not a curated record. Gene Ontology annotation, cellular component: transcription regulator complex. Gene Ontology annotation, biological process: cytokine production; regulation of transcription by RNA polymerase II; calcineurin-NFAT signaling cascade. The transcript is spliced from 2 exons.
UAGCUUUGCAGUAUUUUCUGCUAUUGCUUCAUUGGUAACUAGAGUGUCCGAGGGGCCCUGAAGGCAGCAGCAGGAUCUCACUGGAGUGGGGUAAAAGUCGCUGCGGCCGAAAACAAGUUCACACAAAAAUGUGACUUUUCUGUGGUUACUACGGACGCACAGGCUUGUUUAGUCACCGUGUACACGGCGGUAACAACUUUUAGUCAGGAGUUAGUCGACGUGUUGCUUCAGUUUAACGGAGUUGUGUUUUCAGUCGGAUGAAGUGAGUGAGACAGGUCGGCGCUAAAGACAGACACGUCUUUUUCGGCUGUGAGUUCGUCUUCUGUCCGAUGUCCGCGGCAAAGUGCGCCGAGGAGCUGGACUUCCGACUGCUCUUUGAGGGGGACUGCACACAAACUACAGGUGCAGACCUCGAUGUGAGGACGUCUCCCUCUUUCACACAGGCCGAGCAGCCCGCCAGCCAGGAGCUGCAGAGUCGCCCUCCAUGUUUCACUGCAGACAGCUACCAGCAUGUCAGACACCAAUCCCAGGGGCCCCAGUACGGAAUGCAGGGGAACCUCAGGGCCUUUGAUUGUCCGAGUAUCCAGAUCACCUCAAGCGCUCCUAACAACCAUGUGGAGCCGAGCAUUAGCCAGGAAGUUUUGGCAGUGGGUGGGGCAGAGGGUGGCUACCUCGAGACAUCCUGGUCCAGAGAUCAGCUCUAUCUGCCCCCAGACCCCUGCUACCGGGACCCGGUGCUUUGCCCAAGUCCCUGCAGCAGCCUGUCAUCCAGGAGUUGGAUAUCUGACCUGUCAUCCUGCGAGUCCUUCUCCCUGCUCUACGACGACGUGGAUGGGGAGCUACACGAUGCUGCCCGCCUAGCCCUAGGGUCCCCCCUUGGUUCACCUCUGGGGUCCCCGGGCUGUGGGGGUGGGGCUUUUGGAGUGGAGUUAUGGCAACAAAAAUACCAGCAUCCUUUAGCCUUUAGCCCAACGUUGUCACCCCAUCAGUCGCCCCGACAAUCGCCCUCCCACUCACCUCGCACCAGUGUCACUGAAGAGACCUGGCUGAAACGCCGGCCCCCU